AAGCGGAGGAGUCGUGUGGACCUUUCAAUUGCUUUUCACCAAAUAGUUAAAGAAAAGAAGAAGAAACAAUUUUUUUGGGGGGGGAGGGUCUUUAAAGUCUAGCCUUGGUGGAACGGUGGAUCAGCUGAUAAAGCGUUGGCCUCACAGUUCUGAGGACCCGGGUUUGAUAACGGCCCCGCCUGUGUGGAGUUUGCAUGUUCUCCCCGUGCCUGCGUGGGUUUCCUCCCACAUUCCCCAAAACACGCAACAUUAAUUGGACACUAAAUUGUCCCUAGGUGUGAUGGUGAUUGCGGCUGUUUAUCUCCACGUGCCCUGCGAUUGGCUGGCCAGCAGUUCAGGGUGUACCCUGCCUCGUGCCCGUUGACAGCUGCGAUGGGCCCUGGCACUCCUUGCGACCCUUGUGAGGAUAAGCAGCAAAGAGCCUUCCCAAAGUCUCAGACAACCUAAUAGCUUGCACUGCUGGGUGGUGCUCGGAGGUCAUCUUUGGAAAAGUGUCAUGUUCGGACUACAUUUGGAAAAAAUGGGUCAAGUUUGCGACUAGCGUGGAAUAGCACCUGACCUGGUUCUAUGGCUUUUUUUAAUUUUAAUUUUAUUUUUUUUUACAUUUUCUCCACCAAUGUUUUUCCCAAGGUAGAAUUUCAUAAAAUCAUACUUUUAGUACAUUUUAAAAUGAAAAAAAAAAGCAUACCUUCUUGUGCCACAUGAAAUUAUUUUCACACCUGUGCACAGUGCAGUUCAUUGGGUGAAUUAAUUUUUAAUACCACAAAAUCAUACAUUUUUUACAUUAGACAUAUUGAAAAACCCUUGUAGGCAAUAAAUACAAACAUGAAAAACAACGUCCGCGUGACCUCGUAAAGUGCGACUACGCCGCAGUACAAACUAGUCCACUGCAUUCCUAACCCUCCAAAUAUGUAAUUAUGAUAACUAACGCACAGCGAACGCUCCUAAACCAUGAAUAAAAAAAAAUUCAUCUGGGUUUGUGACCGCAACCGAGCACGUCUUUUGUCUUUUGUAGCCAAGAAACCGCGCAAGUCGUGGGCGUCGCAUAUUGUGGACACGCGCGUGGAUGUGGUGCGGCUUUAGGACCUGGAGAUGUUUUUCUUUUUUAAUUUUUUUUUUUUUUGCUCCUCCUCCUGCUGAAGAAAAGGGAGCUCCACGGUUCGUCUUCGCAAUAACAAGAAGGGCUGAGAUUGUCAACGAGAAGAGCAGUGUGUCUGAUGCCCUAAGCGCAGGCUCUUUCUCUUAAGUUAUUACUUUUUUUUUAAAUAAUAUUUUUUUUAGGGGACGAAAAGAAUCAUAUUGAGAAAUGAAUUCGAUCCGUCAACGGCGCAGAAUGUUUCUGUCUUUGCACGUUGUUUUCCUCAGCGCAGCCUUCGUGGACGGCAGCGUGUUAAAUGCACGGCAAAAAGACUGCAUCGAGUCCAGUGGAGAGGACUACAGAGGCGACGAGCAGACUUCCUCCUCGGGUUUGACUUGUCUCAAGUGGACCAACACGUCCACGCAGUAUGACCCACAGACAGGUGUCGGAGACCACAAUUACUGCCGAAACCCGGACUCCUCCGCGAGGCCUUGGUGCCACAUCGCGGGCCCCGACGGGACGGUCCAAAAGCAGUUCUGUUCCAUCCAGACAUGCCAAGAACUCGCUUCCGGCGAGGCCCGCGAGGCCGAGACGACCGCGGCCGCCCCAGUCCCGGAAACUGAUCUCCCGCCGGAGACCCGGUCAGCCCCAGGGGGCGCCGCCGCCGACGCCGUCCCUGCCCCCGCCGUGCAACCGGCGAUGGGAAUCAGCCAGCGGGUGCGCACCGGACCCAAAAAGAAAAAGGAUCUGGGCACGCUCGGCUACGCCCUCGGCAUCGUCAUGGUGGCCGUCAUAAUCGUUCUCGGGGCGGGCAUCACCUUCGGCUACUUCUACAAAAGGGGCCGAGACCUGAAGAAGCGGCACGAGCAGCGAGCGUGCGAGCGUGAGAUGCAGAGGAUCACCCUCCCGUUGUCGGCCUUCUCCAACCCGACGUGCGAGCUGGUGGACGAGAACACCUUGGUGGUCACGGCCCGGCGCGAGACCACCCCGGUCGAGGCGGAGGGCGCCGACCCCCUCACGGGCCAGCGGGCGGGCACUCCCGGAGCGAGACCGAAAUGACCUGUUUGGAGUCAGGAAGCGGAAUUUGAACCCGAGACUGAUCCUUUUGCCUACGAGAGACAAAUGAGGACUUAUGUGAAAAAAUGGAAAGGUGGUCAUUUUAUUUUAUUUUUCUUUUAAUUUUGAUGUCCAAAAAGUACGCUCUUUAUUCGGAGUGCGGUGACUUUGUCAGCGUUGUUACAGUCCGAGUAACGACGCGGCGCACGGGCGUCGUUCGUACCCUUUUGGUUUUGUACAUACUUUUGAGGAGAAAGUGGACGAAUAUGUGAAAAUUGUGCCGAGGGAGAAUCGUGUACAUAGAUAUAUUGCAAAUAGAUUUAUAUUCAGAGUGGAAUGACAGAUGGGAAGGUGAAAUUGAAAAGAUAGAAUUUAAAAAAAAAAAAAAAAAGACCCCCACCCCCCCUCCCUCCACAAAUGCCUUAUAGCACAGUACUCUACUUUGGAAAGCACUUUGACGAGUGAAAGUACUUUAGUACUUCAGUUGCACAGGUUAAGGAACGACAGGACAAAUGUUUCUCUCAGGAAGCAUGAAAGGCAGUCGCGUUGGUCCUCUGGAUGACACAAGACUGCCGGCGGCAGGCAAGCGUCGGGCCGAACGGGAGCUGCCUUUGGAAGCGCGACGGCUGCACGAGCCCGCUGGCGUCUCCCCCCCAAAAACUCUUUGUGAUAUAAACGCAGCUCCACUAAUGUGUGUCCCCCCCCCCCCCCAUCGAAACGAGAUUGCACGUAACCACGGCGUUUCCAUCCGCUAUAUAUGUCCGGAUGCGCAUCGCCGAGGUCUGAGUCAGAACCGAACAGCCAGCCAAUCCAGUUACGCUUUCUUGGUCAUGUGACAUCACUUUCCGACCGGCGAUAUUAAGCUCUGCCUCCCCUUAGCAACAGUUGCCAUGUCCCUCAAGCUUCCAAAAUGGUGACCGAACAGAACCGGUUCGAAGUGGAUUCUCUAUCGCAUAUUCCAGAUAAAAUUGCGGUAUGUUUUUUUCACUUGUCCAAGAGAGUUCUACAGAGAAGUUUCAACUAUUUCACAAAAGGAUACGUACACGGAAUUAAGAUUUUUUUGGACAGAGCGGGAUAAAACGUCGGUGGUCGAUCCCAAAAAAAAUGUUGACGCCUCACAAACGUCAUAUUGUUAAAAUAGUAGAAUCGUACUGCGCAUGUAAAGCAGGGUGAGUACGUUUUACUUGGAAACAUCACGAGCGAUAUCAUUGUUGUCUUUAUAAGUCAUGUCAUGGUCCAAUCCGCUUAUCCUAACAAGGGUUGCGGGAAAGCCGGAGCCUAUCCCGGCUAGCUUGAAAAGCGGCCUACACCCUAAACUGGUCGCCAGUCAGUCGCAGGGCAGAUAUCGACACCGUCGCUGAGUGGGAAUCGAUCCCACGCUGCUCGCACCAAAGGCGGGCAUGUGUACCACUACGCCAUCAGUGACUCCUAACGACUCAGACCCAGUGCUCUCUCUUAAAGGUCUGAUGUGAUACAAAUAGGCAGACAUAUCUCUUGCAUGACAUGGCGCAUUUACGUAUUACGAAACCGACUCGUCGGCAUAAAACACGACGCACUUUGUUCAGCACGUUAGUGAUACACUGACAAAGUGAAAGUUGUUCUCCAAGCGCAUCUGAGAACCAUUUUCUUCAUAAUAUUAACUUCUCCAAGCGCCUGCUACUGACAAUUGGGACAAUUACGGCGAGAGGGGCGUGUCAAGCCAGGGCUGAAGACAAUGCAACUACCUGAUUGGCUAUUAUCAUACCAGUGAUUGACAGGUCGGAAGUGUCCAUUGUAUCGUGUACCACAGAAGAGAGAUUCUCAACGCAAUUCCGUGGAAAUGCACUGCCGGAAAUUGUGUUUGCUUUUCAGUCGAACUGAAAUAAAAACAAAAAAGCAGA
Syngnathoides biaculeatus (alligator pipefish) is the source of this 4014-nucleotide messenger RNA. It is a transcript of the gene pik3ip1, whose product is annotated as phosphoinositide-3-kinase interacting protein 1. The record is from RefSeq and is a predicted model, not a curated record. The transcript is spliced from 7 exons. Bases 1307 to 2137 code for a protein of 276 amino acids. Gene Ontology annotation, molecular function: signaling receptor binding; endopeptidase activity. Lineage: Eukaryota; Metazoa; Chordata; Actinopteri; Syngnathiformes; Syngnathidae.